AUGGCCUACGUCGCGGCGCUUCUACAGGGCGACUACGAGAAAGCAAUCGGGCUGAUAGAUUGUGCGCUGUUGACAUGCAGUGCCGAGCAGGUGGCUUCAGAACUGCUAGGAGCCACCUUGCAGAUGAACGCCGUGGCUCUCGUUCUAGGAAGAACGCCGUCUCUACGUCAGAUACUAAAAGCCCAAUUCCCUGAAACCGUGGCGGAGUACAUCCAGUCCAUUCACGCAGACUUCGUCCCUAAGUUGGCACAAUACAUACACUUCGAACUGUCCGACCUGCUGGACGACCAUUCUCUGACGGACGCAGAUGAUCUACGGCUUGCGUCGGGCGCGCUACAUGCCUGUACAAUCCUGGCGCAUGGCAAGUUUCCUGAGGUCGAUCCAGAGGAUAUUGUCGACGAGGAGGAAGAGGAGAACGACACGUUCUUCAAGGUCAAAGCAAAGGGAAAACGCCAAAAGAAACGUACCAAGUCGCAGAUUAGCGUACCAAUCGACCCGAAGCCCUUUCAGGACGCUGGCUACUCCCCUCCCCGAACGCGGGCGCAAGCAGAGGCACUAGCGAAGUCUAUGCUUCGCGAGAUCAAGUACUUGUUCUCGGACUAUCUCGAGAUUUUGCAACUUCCUGGGACGACGGACGCGAUAGAGCGCGCUCUAGCAGGAUCGUGCUCGUCGACGCAGGUACCAGAGGCGACAGACGAUACAGACGCUCGAGCUUCGUCGACGACAGACGCGGCUGCCGGCGGAGGAAUGCAAUCGGUGUCUGCAAACCCGGCGAGUGAACGAGAUCUCAGAGCGAUGAUAGAGUUCGACGUCCCAGAAGAGCUGGGAGAUUGGAACAUCUUCCUCUCAACGCGUGCAUAUCAAGAUCUGCGAAAAGCUCGUCGCGAGGAUCAAAACCGCUACAAAAUCAUACUCAAGAAGAUUAGACAUCUGUCGAAAGGCCAUUUCUCCGACGACAACCAGAAGCGUUUGUCCAAGACGUCCUCCAAGGUUCCCAUAUACGAGGCAAAGAUGACAGGAGAUACACGCCUUGUGUAUCAAGUUGAUUGUGUCGCCGACUGGCAGAAUCCGGGCAUGGAGCGACAGGUGAUCAGCCUCUACGGCGUGUUCACGCACGCGCAGAUGGACGAUCGGUUGCGCCGCAUCUUCGACGCUAUCGGCAAGGAGGUUGGUAGGAAGGGGAAGGAGUACCAACAGCGCUGUAUCUACAGGCAGCGGCCCGCAGUCAGCGGCGACAAUGUGUUCGAGCCAGCCACGUUCCCUUUGGCCGAGGAGACGCCGGCGCGCGACUCUGACGAGGAGGAAAUACAGCUGCCGCCCGAGGACAUGGAGCGCGUACACGAGCUACUGACGCUGGACAACCCCGAUUUGCAGAACGUCUUGAAAUGUCUCAUGGCAGAUGUCGACGUCGCGCAUGUUUUCCGCCUUUCCGGCAAGGAGCUUGAGAUCGUCAGCCAUGUUGGAUCAUGCUAUGUUCUCGGACGUAGCGGUACCGGGAAGACGACCACUAUGCUCUUCAAGAUUCUUGGCUUGGAGAGAUCUCAUCGGCUCAACACGCAUAUCAUCCCUGAACGGCCGCGACAGCUAUUCGUCACGCAGUCGCAUGUCCUGGUAGAGAAGGUCGAAGAGGCGUAUAACAAAUUGGCGAAGACUCUGGACAUCGAGACAUACUCGAAGGACGAAGUAAAAGCGCUGGCGAUGAAGAAGAAUGAGACCGCGAGGGAUCAUCUAAUCAGGAGUGAUGACAAGAAGGACCGGGGCAAAUCCUUGCCUCAGCGCUUUAGCGACCUCAAGGACGAGCAUUUUCCUCUGUUCGUCAACUACGACAGGCUGUGCCAGCUGUUCGAAGGGGAUGCCGCCAAGGUCGCCACCGACAUUGGGAGCGCCGACGAGUCGAACUUGACUUCGCGCAUCAUGCGGCGCUCUGGGCGUUUGGUGACAUACGAGCUCUUCUUGACGGCAUACUGGCCGCAUUUCUCUCAGAAGCUGACAAAGGGCCUUGAUCCUUCACUCGUCUUCAGCGAGAUUAUGGGUGUCAUCAAGGGCUCCGAGGAGGCAAGCCUCUUGCCUGACCGGUGUUUGGACCGCCAGACGUACGAAGGCCUUAGCGUCCGAAGACAGUCCACUUUUGCCAACCGCCGAAACCUCAUCUACGACAUCUUCAUGCAAUACACUAAGGAAAAGGCUUUGCGCAAUGAUUACGAUGCGGCUGAUAGAACAUACAAUAUCCUGCGCAUACUUCAAGAGUACGGUUUACAAGGCAAGAAGAUCGACUACCUCUACGUGGACGAGGUCCAGGACAAUCUACUCAUCGACGCCCUGGUUCUUCGCUACAUCACUGGAAACCCCAAUGGCUUAUUCUGGGCAGGCGACACGGCGCAGACGAUCUCAGUUGGAAGUGCUUUCAGGUUCAACGACCUGAAGGCCUACCUUCACAGGCUCGAGGAGAAGCAGAUCCGCAUCACGCAAGGCAGAGAGCCGCGGGCCUUCCAGCUAACGACGAACUACAGGUCCCAUGGUGGCAUCGUGGAUUGCGCUCAUUCCAUCAUCAGCCUCAUCAUGGAGUAUUGGCCUGACAGCAUCGAUAUGCUUGCUCGCGAGAGGGGACAAGUCGGUGGCCCGAAGCCUGUAUUCCUCACGGGUUGGAGCAACGACAACGUGCGCUAUGAGCAGUUCUUGUUCACUUCAUCGACGGGCAAUGCCAUCGAGUUCGGGGCAAAGCAGUGCAUUCUCGUGCGACACGAAGAAGCGCGCCAGAGACUUCGCAAGGAAGUGGGCGAUAUUGGCUUGAUCAUGACCCUCUACGAAAGCAAGGGCUUGGAGUUCGACGAUGUGUUAUUGUUCAACUUCUUCCAUGACUCUUCCGUGGAAACAUCGCAAUGGCGAGUCGUUCUCAAUGCUAUGGAUUCUGAGCAUCGACAAGAGGUCCCAGCACCGCGCUUCGAUGAGAAUCUUCACGCCGGCCUCAAGUUUCUGUACGUCGCGAUCACGAGAGGCAGGAAGAACGUGUGGAUCGUCGACACUUCGGAUCGUGGCGAGCCAAUGCGGAUGCUACUUACUGCGCGUGAACAAGUCGAGAACUGCAGUCCCGAAAACGCUCCCAGGCUCGCAGUGUCCUCGUCGCCGGAUGAAUGGAAGGAGACCGCCGUCGAGCUCUUUAAGCUGGAGCGAUAUAUGCAAGCUAAGAUGUGCUACGAACGAGCAGGGAGUCUGGUCGAAGCCGCCAUCUCGCAUGCGCACUACCUACGACAGCAAGCCGCGCUGAAGCCAUCCGUGGGCCACAAGAACGCGUUGGCAGAACGCCAAGAAGCAUUCGCGGAGGCGGCAACUGCCUUCACAGAGUGCGCCCUCACAGCGGAGACCGCCGGGCAGAAAGAGCGACAAGAGGCCUACUAUCGUGCUGCUGCAAAUGCGUACUUGGAGGCGAGCGACGAGGCGAGCGCUGCGAGGGCUUUCAUCAAGGCUGGGGACUUCGCUGAGGGUGCUCAACUGUACCGCAAACUCGGGAACUUCGACGAGACUAUGAGAGUCGUCCGGACGUACCGAUCACAGAUUGACGAGACCUUGGGAGAGAAGUUGACCAACGUGUCUCGUCUCUACUACUUCCAAGCCAAGGAGUUCAAGAAAGCUACUACGCUAUUUGAGUCUGUGGAAGAUGCGCUGGAGUUCCUCGAGGAUACUCCCUUCGACGUUGAGAAGGCGUCACUGCUGGAGUCGGCCGGCAGACUUCAGGAAGCAGCAGAGCUUUACCUCGACGACAAGCCUCUUCAUGCUGUCCAACUCUUUCUCGAGGACACUAGUAACAGUCAUUCCGUCGAACGAGGCUGGCAAUGCGUGCAAGAUGGCUUGUGGAGGGAAUUGGCAUAUGGUGCAAAUGUGGACGAUGCAAAAGCAAAACCACUAGUGUCAGCCUACCUCGAAUUGUCCGCAAAGCUGAUCAGCGAGCAGCCCAACUCUGCACGCGCACAAGAGUUCCGCAUGUUUCAUGCCCUGUGCGAGAGGAAGACCCUGACACUGCAAGCUCUCGCACGGUUCUUCUUGAUCGACAACAAUCCAGCGGCCGCCUUCAGAAGCUUGCAAGGAGUUUUCCAUCCUCAAUUUCCCAACAUCCGAGAAAUGCGGGAGGACGAGCUCAUCGAAGUCCUGCUGCUCUAUCGAAACUACGUCCGCCUACUUCACGACCUCGCCUUCGACCCCGCUCCGUGCCAGAAAUCCAGCGUCCGACGUAUCUUUGGUCUGUACCGCGCGGAGAACGGCAGGGCGUGCUUCAUCCCAGCUGGCACCUUCCUUCAUGAGAAAAUUCUGAACUUCGCACCAGCCGGUACACAGUUCACUGAUGAUGGUGUCAUCGUGCCAACACAACCCCUUACACGGAUGCUGUCUAUUCUGCUGCAGAACAGGUUACACACGUCAUUGUUGGACGAGAACCAUCGAUGCCAGCAUGCGACGGUCUUUCGUACAGUCUGCCUGACAUUCACGCUCUUGGGCAGCUGCAAUUCGUACAGAUGCACGCGCGUCCACCCGGAGCCAGCGUCCCUGGAUGCAGCUUGGUACAAUCGACAAGUGCAUCUUCAUCUGCUGCAAAUCUCCAUCUUGGACUACGACAUCAAGGAAUUUGCGGACGAUGAUCGUCCUCGAUACCAACGGUUUUGGAUUCACAAGCUGUACGAGACGCUCUUCCCAGCCACCGCGAAGUUGGGCGCUGUAAUAAGCUUACGAAACAAACUCGUCCCCGAAGCCCAGAAGUACUUCCAGCAGGUCAAGUACUGGUGUCAAGACUUGCUGAAGGCUGGAGCUGGAGCCGGCUCUCAGGUCUUGCCAGUGACAACAGUGCUUCGCGUUGCUCAUCUGAGCUUCACAUUCGACCGCAUCGAUGCGCCAAGGUAUAUGAGUGGUACACCCGCGAUCGAGGAUCUUCGCCGACGAGGCGGGCCAGCCUACUUCUACAAAGGCCAGUACAUCGUACCUCAGCUACUUGCGGCUUUCGAAGGACAUGGUCUACAGUUUAUCGACGCUGGGGUUGUGUUUUUCCGACAGGUUCUCGACGCCAAAAUCUCGACCGACAUCAGCGCUCUCUGCGACCUUUGCGAAUACUUGACUGGGUGUUUCGUGCUUGGGCGGUCCAAAUGGGGAUUCCACGAUGUAACCCUGCCAAAGAGCUGGAUUCUUCCUCUCGUAGACCGCUUCAAGAACCCCAAAUUCAACCCCAGCACCACCACAUUACCCAUCUUCGUCGAAAAUCUCGCGGUACUCUUGAAUCUCUUGUAUAACGGCCUGGAGAGGACGCGUUUCCUUCGCUUCGAGGGCACAGAAUUAUCCGAUAGUAACAUCAUUCGAGGCGUCUUCAUCGCGAGAAUCUGCCGGAUGCUCUGUGCUCUGGGAUAUAAUAUCAGCAGAUGGAAUGACGAGCGGAGAGUACGAGAGGCCGUAAAGAACAGCAUCAUGAAGGUCUUCGAACGUCCGCAUGCCCAGAAUCCAAUUUUUGAACAGUACUUGCGUACCCGCGGUUGGGCUGAUCUCAAGCGGGCCUAUGAAGAGAGCGCAAAGGGCCAGCUCAUGGACGAGCUGAUCACACUUCGGCUCGAGAGGACGCUCUCCAAAACGCCGAUACAGGUACCUGGAAUGCCGCGCCAUGUUCCUUUCAAGAAUGCCAGCACCAUCCCCGCCGUGAUAGGACACGACUUCUUCAUCUCAUCUGAGCUCCGCGCCGAUGCGCCCGUCUUCGUUCCUGCCGCACUCAAGGUGCAAACAAAGGCCCUUGCGGACUCUAGCGUUACUGAGGGAGAUAUGGGCCCUCUUGCGCCACAGACAAAGGAUGGUAAUCCGGAGGUCUCGUCGUCGGCGCGGCAGGAGAACGAACUACAGCGGCCCCCUCCCACGACCGCCCAGAAAGUGGUCGCAUACAGAUUGCUGUGCGCUUAUCGGCGCAGGAGGCGACGGCGCGAGGCGAAGCGGGUGCGUGCCGCUGAGGUUCUUCAAGCAGGAUAUCGCCGGCUCGUUGCUCUCCGCUCUUUGGCGGAUCUCGACAGGACGAGACAGAACUUCUUCUCGGCGUGCGUUGAUCAAGGCCGCGAGGCUCUCUUUCCUAGUCGCGCGUCCAAACGGAUCUACUAUGGCGCCCUACCUCAUGUCCUCACCGCCCUCGAUGUUGUCAUAUCCCACCUGGAGUCGGUCAAGUCCAAGGUCAAGCAGGAGUUUGCGAAGCAGGAUCACCUGAGGCUUGAAGCGAUGAGUGAGAGACUGACGGAAGUCAACAAGGCUUUGCGGCAGGCCAAGUCCUCUGCGGAGAAGCUCCGUCCUCGAAGCUCAACUUAUAGCUCCUCGCAAUGUGUUGAGCUGCUGCAGGAGCAUACGCGCAGGCUCAUUACGCUGGCGGAGGGUCUUCCCUCGGGACGACGAAUGGCCAUCGAGUAUGAUCUAGAAAUGGCCGUCGCGAGCAUCGUCGAGUACGAGGAGAGGGAACGGAAGAGGAAAGAAGAGGAGCGCAGAAAGCAGAUGGAGAAGCCGAUGCUGAACACUUACGACGACUUGCCGGACGCCGCAGGACUUUGCUUGUAUUUCUCCAUGUAUGAUGUGAUCACGGUUCUGUUGACUAUACGCAGUUACUCGGCCUCAAUUUGCUCUUCCAAAAGACUGUACCGAAAGGUGAACUCGAAAAAUCAUGCAGGUUGCGAACAUUUUGUAGGUCUUCACAUCCUCAAGCCGGCGGAGGCGGAGAGUCACAUGAUAGUAGCGACGCCGAAUAUCUGCUCGCUCGUAGGAUGGGCGUACAUGACAAUUGAAAGUGGUGACAUCCUUCGAGUAUCCAAAGAGAGCAAGGACCAGUACAAGUGGACGCUUGUCGCGAGUUUCUCGAGGUCGCUCGCCGCCUUCGCCCUCAUCCCCAUCGCCAAUAUCAAUUUGUUUGCCGCCUUCAUGGCCGAUGCGCGUACACAAGAUGACAUGCGCAACCCGCUAGCACUAACAAGCGCAAUGACAAAUGAGUGCAUCAAGAAGAAGACAUGUCAUUUCGUGAGGUUUCUCAGGAUCUCACUAACGACGUCCUAUCGUAGAAGCGAUAAGCCAGCACGUCAUUACGCCAGGCGCGUAUAUUCGCGAUGGCCCGGUGCCCUUCAGGGUGUGGCUGAUGGGCAAUGGGCGGCCAUCGCUUAUACGAUUGCAAUUGCGAGCCAGUCUCAGUACUAUGACUAUGCGUGCAACUCGCGCGCAGUUCCUCUCAGAGAUAUCGACCUCGCUCAUACAGCUCCAACUUCCCUUGCGCAUCCCAACAUUGAGGACACCUUCAUGGCCGAUCCGAUUCCUUGGCAAAGCGGGUUCAGCACGGCCCACAAGUCCACAUCAAACGAUGGGACGGGCAAAGACGCCGGGCUCAUCAUCGCACAGCUGACUGCAGAUGGCAUCCCAUUCGAUGGGGCGGCCGUUAUGGCCAUCGGCGGCGCGCCCGUCCUCUGUCACGAGCUCGUGCACUCUUUCCCAUCCACGGCUGAAAGCUAUGCGGACUCAUCGCAGGCGAAGCUCCUUCCAAAGCUCGCCACGUACAUGUACUUCUCGCUGUCCGAUAUUCUGGGCGAGAAGUGGCUGUCGCGGAUCGAUGAUCUACGGCUUGCGACAGUCGCGUGCGAUGCCUUUCGACAGUUGUCCGACGCCCGCUUCGCGGGAGUUGGCGAAGAGGAUGACGACGUCGGAGAAGGAGAGCACGAUUUUGAUCUAGGUUUAAACAUCAAGGUCAAGACGCAGAAGCAGUUGCAAAAGACACGCGCAUCAGCUGCCGCUGCUAUCGACCCCGAGCCUUUCGAGACCAUCGGCCACCCUGUACCUCGCUCUCACGCGCAAGCCCAGGAAGUAGCGACGAACAUGCUAGAGGAUGUCAAAGAGCUGUUGGCGAAUUAUCUCGAUGUUAUUCAACUGCCGCAGACAUUGGAAAAGAUAGCAGCCGCGCUCGAAAGCGCGAAUUCGCAAGCCAACGAUCUUGAAGAAUCGUCCGCUACCUCGUCUCAUGCGAUGCCCGCUGCGACGCCUUCGGCCCUUCCAGACGCGUCGGCUCCUGACAUCGCGAUCGAGUUGGAACAUGACCUGAGAGCGACACUCGAUUUCGACCUUCCGGCGGAGUUGGGUGACUGGCAUGUCUAUCUGUCGAGCCAUGCCCAUAGGGACAUCCGGAACGCCCACCGCGAAGACAAGUCCCGUUACAACAUCAUAGUAGCCAAGAUCCAACAACUAUCCAAUGGCCACUUUUCCAACGACAACCAGAAGCGCCUCACUCAGACGGGCGCGAAGGUCCCGAUAUACGAAGCCAAGUUGACGCGUGAUAGUCGUCUCGUCAAUCCCGAGUUAGAGCGUCAAGUAAUCAGGCUCUAUGGCGUGUACACGCACGCUCAGAUGGACGAUCGUCUCCGCUGCAUCUUCGACGCUAUCGGCGCGGAGGUCGGCAGAAGGGGGAAAGAGUAUCAGCGGCGCUGCGUCUUCCGUCUGCCGCCUGCCAACGAAGGCGACAACGUCUUCUCGCCUGCUACGUUUCCCCUCAGCGAUAACGUCUUGCAGAAGGAGUACGAGGACGUUCAGUUGCCCCCUGAAGACAAAGCGCGCGUGCACGAGCUGAUCAAGCUCGAGAAGUACUUCCUUUUUUCUCAGACGGUGUUGAAAUGUAUCGUCGCCGAUAUCGAUGCCGCGCACGUCUUCCAUCUUACAGACAAAGAGCGUGAGAUCGUCAGGCAUGCCGGCUCGUGCUACGUUCUUGGUCGCAGCGGCACUGGAAAAACGACCACGAUGCUGUACAAGAUGCUAGGCAUAGAGCGCGCUCAGCGACUCAACACGGAGGGAACAUCGCGGACCGUGCGCCAGCUCUUCGUCACGCAGUCACAUGUGCUCGUCGAGAAGGUGCAGGAGGCUUACGAUAAGCUUGCCAAGUCUUUGCACGUCGAGGUCAGCUCGAAGCAGGAUCUGAUGGCUCUGAAGGAGAAGAGGCCUGACGCCAGACGGGACUACCUCAUCAAGGACGACACCAUGACAGUGCAAAAUGAGACGUCAGUGCAGCGCUUCAGUGACCUCACGGAUCAACAUUUUCCUCUAUUCCUGACUUAUGACAAGCUUUGUACGCUUCUCGAGGCGGAUGUGCUUCCUUUGGAGGAGGAUUUAGUCGGCGAGGACUCCAGCAACCUUACCUCGCGCGCCAUGCAACGUUCUGGACAGUUGGUAACCUACAGGUUGUUCUUCACAGCAUACUGGCCCCAUUUUUCUCAGAAACUGACGAAAGGACUUGAUCCGGCUCUUGUGUUCAGCGAGAUCAUGGGUGUCAUCAAAGGCUCAGAAGAAGCAAGCGCUCUGCCGAGCCAUUUUCUGAGCCGAGAGGGCUACAUGAAUCUCAGUAGAAGAAGGCAGUCUACCUUUGCGAGCUGCAGGAACGUUGUUUACAACAUAUUCGUGCAAUACGACAAGGAAAAGGCACGCCGUGGAGACUACGACGCAGCUGAUAGGACAUUCAAUGUAUUGCGGAUCCUUCGCGGGCAGGGCACAGCGGGUGGGAAAAUCGACUACUUAUACGUCGACGAGGUGCAGGACAACCUGCUCAUUGACGCGCGGGUGCUGCGCUAUAUCACCCGCUUUGCAAAUGGCCUGUUCUGGGCAGGCGAUACAGCGCAAACAAUAUCCGUCGGGAGCGCUUUUCGCUUCGACGAUCUCAAGGCCUACCUUCAUCGGCUUGAAGAGAAGCACAAUUCCGUCAUCAACAGAAGGCCACCACCCAGCUUUCAGCUUACGACAAACUAUAGAUCUCACGCCGGAAUCGUGGACUGCGCGCAAACAGUCAUCGAGUUGAUUACGAAGUAUUGGCCCGACAGUAUCGACCAACUUGCUCGCGAGGAAGGAGAAGUAGCAGGCGUGAAACCCGUAUUUCUCACCGGGUGGAGCAGCGACACGUUGUGCUACGAGCAGUUCCUGUUUACGACGUCCUCGGGAAAUGCUAUCGAAUUCGGUGCGAAACAAUGUAUCAUUGUUCGCCAUGAAGAAGCGCGUCAAAGGCUGCGUGCCCGCGUUGGCAAUAUUGGCUUGAUCAUGACUCUGUACCAGAGCAAAGGAUUGGAGUUCGACGACGUUGUACUGUACGACUUCUUUCAGGAUUCACUCGUAACGGCAUCGCAGUGGCGAAUGGUGCUUAACCACAUGUCACCGGACUAUCACCCCCACAUACCUGCUCCUCGAUUCGAGGAGACUCUGCAUGCUGGCGUUUGCAGCGAGCUCAAAUUUCUAUACGUUGCCCUCACGCGUGCCAGGAAGAACGUGUGGAUUGUCGAUACCUCUGAGCGUGCCGAACCUAUGCGGCUUCUUUUGACAUCCUGGAAUCGAAUCGACAACCGGACACCCGCUAACGUGCCUCGACUCGCAGUCUCGUCGACGGAGAAGGAGUGGGAAGAGGAGGGAAUCGAGCUAUUCAAAUCCGAACACUUCGACGAAGCCAGGUUCUGCUAUGAGCGAGCUGGCAUGCACGUAGAGAUGGCCAUCGCACACGCUUACUAUCUUCAUGGAUGUGCCGCCCUCAAGCCAUCCGAUGGGUCCAGGAGCGCAAUUCUGGAACGCCGGAAAGCAUUUUUGGACGCCGCAACUGCAUUCAUCGGAUGCGCAGAGACUGCAGGAGCGAGUGGCCUCCCUGAGCGACAGAAGGCAUACUAUCGUGUCGCUGCGAACGCUUAUCUAGACGCCGAUGAUGAUGCCAAUGCAGCAAGAAUAUUCGUCGAAGCCGGCGAAUUCUACAAGGGCGCUGAGAUCUAUCGCAGAUUGGGCAACUUCGACGAGACGGUCAAUAUCGUACGAGCUCACGGGCCACACAUCGACGCCACCUCGAAGUCGAGACUCCUUCAUGUAUGCCGACUCUAUUACUUCCAAGCGAAGGAGUAUAGAAAAGCGUGUGAUUUGUUCGGAUCUCUGGAUGAGGCGUUGCAGUUCCUUGAGGAGACGCCCUUCAACGUCGAGAAGGCCGCGCUGUUGGAAUCGGCCGGCAGGUUCCAUGAAGCAGCAGAGCUACAGAUAAUCGACAAUCCAGUGCACGCGGUAGAUCUGUUCUUCAUGGAUCCUGCCGAUGAUCUGGCUAUCAAGCGAGGUUGGGAUUGCAUAUUGGAUGGCCUGUGGACGGAGCUCGCGUUUGGAGCCAACAUUGAGGCGGUCAAAGGGACACCACUCGUCUUGUCCUACCUUCGUCGCUCCGAGGAGUUCAUUCGUGCUCAUCCAGAAUCUGAACGAGCGUUUGAGUUUCGCAUGUUCCUCGCCUUGGUGAAGCACGACUCCGACGAGUUGAAGUCUCUUUCUCGCUUUUUCCUGGGCUCCAAGAAAGCGGCCCCGGCUUUUCGGUGCUUGCAAGGCGUAUUCCAGCCUCAAUUUCCAAACAUACGAGACCUGCCAGCGGACGCGCUGAUCGACAUUCUAUCAUUGUUCAAGGAAUAUGUGCGCCUUCUGCAUAUCAUGGCCUUCGACUUCUCCCCGUGCGACAAGACCAGUAUCUGCCGUGUACUUGGACUGAGGCACGCGGAGAACGGCAGAUCAUGCGUCGCUCCCAGCGGUACCUUCAUAUAUGAGCAAGUCAGAAUCUUCCGGCCAGAGGGGUCGCAGAUCACCGACAAUGGGGCAGCCGUGCCGACGUCAUCACUCACGCGUCUUCUGUCUGUGUUGCUCCAGAGCAGACUGCACGCAGUAUUGUUGGAUGAGGAGUUCCGUUGCAGACAGGCGUCGGUCUUUCGUACGAUUUGCUUGGCGCAUACGCUUCGCGGCAGCUGCAACUCGAUGAUGUGCACACGCGUUCAUCCGGAGUCGUCUUCCCUCGAUCCCACAUGGUAUAAUCAGCAAGUCCAGCUUCAUUUGCUCCAGAUUUCGAUUCUCGACUUCGAUGUCAAAGACUACAGCGAUGACUUCAAGCGUCCUAAUUACCAAAGGCACCGUGUCUAG
Molecule: messenger RNA, 11931 nt
Organism: Schizophyllum commune H4-8
Lineage: Eukaryota; Fungi; Basidiomycota; Agaricomycetes; Agaricales; Schizophyllaceae
Exons: 67
Coding region: 1-11931 (3976 amino acids)
Molecular function (GO): ATP binding; hydrolase activity
Source: RefSeq, a predicted model, not a curated record